Ogataea philodendri is the source of this 480-nucleotide messenger RNA. RefSeq lists its product as uncharacterized. NCBI's taxonomy places the organism in Eukaryota, Fungi, Ascomycota, Pichiomycetes, Pichiales, Pichiaceae. The record is from RefSeq and is a predicted model, not a curated record. The transcript is spliced from 2 exons. The coding region runs from base 1 to 480 and encodes 159 amino acids.
AUGUGUCAUUCUAUAGUCGUAAGAGGUAUCGUUAGUUUCUGGGGUCAGCGGACUUCCGGUGAUGAGCGGGAUAUAUUUUGUCUUUUGGAGGUCAAACAGACCAAUCGAGGGUUUAAUGGUUUCUUGGUCCAACGACCAUUGCGAGGUGAAAAUGUCCAGUACUUUAUGGUCCGAGAUCUUGAGAUACGUGUGGUUUCCCGUGAGCAUUUUGGGCAUGUUGCUGAGCUUGAGCUCGCCAACAGCGUUGUUAUCGAGAUCAAACAUGGAUAUUUUCUUGACAUGGUUCAUCUGUUUAGACAAACCACCAAACGACCAGAUCUUGUUCCCGGAUUCGUACACGAAAUGGUCGAAUCUGCUCACGAACGUGCGUCGGUCCCAUUUGUUGGUGGCAAACUCGUAGCAAUACAGAUCAUUCACGGGUUCCUCCUUGAUCACCACGUUGUAGCCUCCACUGAUGUAAACCUUGGAUCUGUCCCUUGA